CCAACACGACGAAGUACCUGAAGCAGGCUCUCUACAUGCUUCGGUCCUCCGUCGAUGCUGCGAAGAAGGAGCACGCCGAGCUCAAGGCAAGAGCGGUGGCUGCAGAGAAGAAUGCAACGGAGGUGACCGGAAGGGCGACGAAGUCGGUCCAAACGGACACCUGCAUGUUUGCAGCGGUUUGCGCCUCCGGGUCAGCCGCAAAAAGAGCAAGGCAGUCUCCGGGGGAAGCCCCCGAGAACAGCAAGAAACGGUUGGUUGUGCUAAGCCCGCGAGAUAGCACACCAACGGCCUCCAAGUCCGCCGAAAAGUCUGCCGAAGUGGCAGCUACGGGAAACCCUUGGGUUACAGUGGGAGGAAGGAAGCGCCAAAAAGACAGCAAGCGCAACGACGAGAAGGCGACAGAUCGUCCAAAAAUGGGAAAGAAGGCGCGAAGCAGGGGCGACGCCCUCAUACUCAAGACGGAGGGGUCCAAGUACUCCGAAGUCUUGAAGAAAAUGAGAGGCGAAACCCAGCUCAAGGAUCUGGGAGCGGAUGUGCGGACCAUACGUCGUUCUCGCACCGGCGAGAUGAUCCUUGAGCUCCGUAAGGAUGCUAAAAACAAGGGCGCUGCCUACAAGACGGUAGCCGAGCAGGUCCUCGGGAAAGAUGUGCAAAUUCGGGCACUCACCUCAGAGGUGACUCUCCAGCUCAAAAACCUGGAUGAAAUCACCGAGAGGUGCGAUAUUGCACAGGCCCUCAAGGAGAAGUGCGAAGUGGAAAUAGCCACUGAGGUAAUUCGCCUCCGAAAGGGUCCAGCGGGGACCCAGGUGGCCACUUUCCGGCUUGCAUCGGCCGAUGCAACUCUGGCCCUGAAGACAGCCAAACUUAAGGUUGGCUGGUCAGUAUGUCCCCUGAGCAUACUCCAGCAGCCGGACGUUUGCUUCAGGUGUUUCGAGGGAGGACACAAGUCCUGGACCUGCAAGGGGCCCGAUAGGAGCCAGUUAUGUAGGCGUUGUGGUGGUGCUGGCCAUAAAGCUAAAGACUGCGGGGAGCCUCCCAAGUGCUUGGUAUGUACUGGAAAACGGGACGCCAAGCACUUUAUGGGAGGCCCACGGUGCCCAGCCGGUAAGGCGGCCACGAAACCACGGGCGUGA
Messenger RNA from Wyeomyia smithii (pitcher-plant mosquito), 1133 nucleotides. RefSeq lists its product as uncharacterized. Gene Ontology annotation, molecular function: nucleic acid binding; zinc ion binding. The transcript has a single exon. The record is from RefSeq and is a predicted model, not a curated record. Lineage: Eukaryota; Metazoa; Arthropoda; Insecta; Diptera; Culicidae. The coding region runs from base 36 to 1133 and encodes 365 amino acids.